This is a messenger RNA of Propithecus coquereli (Coquerel's sifaka), 2826 nucleotides long. It is a transcript of the gene ASIC4, whose product is annotated as acid sensing (proton gated) ion channel family member 4. Gene Ontology annotation, cellular component: membrane. Lineage: Eukaryota; Metazoa; Chordata; Mammalia; Primates; Indriidae. The record is from RefSeq and is a predicted model, not a curated record. Gene Ontology annotation, biological process: sodium ion transmembrane transport. Gene Ontology annotation, molecular function: ligand-gated sodium channel activity.
GGCUAGGGUGUAGCAAGAGUUUAGGGGGCAGCCCCGUCCUGGGAUCCCUGUCCCGGGCUGGGGGCUGCCCCCUCCCCUGGCCUGGCUCCUGCCGCCCAUGCUGCUGGUGAAACGCUGUUGACAUGUCCUGAAUUAUUAAGCACGGGGUGGGCUCCGGAGCACAUGCUGAGCGGAGCGGCUGGGGCUGCGCGGCGUGGCGGAGCAGCGCUCGCUCCCUCGCUCACUCGCUCGCUCGCAGGGACACACGCAGGGGCUGACAGCUGUGCUGGUGCUGAUAAGGGAAGCCACAAGGAGACGAUCGAGGAGAGAGACAAGCGGCAGCAGAGGCAGCAGCGGCAGAGGCAGCACCAGGGCUGCGGAGCUGCUGGGAGUGGGAGUGACUCCCCCACCUCAGGCCCCCACCCUGUCCCCGUCCUCCUCCCGCUUGCCCUGAGUUUAGAAGAGCAGCCGCUGCCACCACCGCCACUCCGGAGGGCACCGGGGCUGCUGGCUAGGGAGAGACAGGGCAGGGAGGCUCUGGCCAGUCCCAGCAGCCGGGGACAGAUGCCGAUCGAGAUUGUGUGCAAAAUCAAAUUUGCUGAGGAGGAUGCGAAACCCAAGGAGAAGGAGGCAGGGGAUGAGCAGAGCCUCCUGGGGGCUGCUCGGGGGGCAGCAGCCCCCCGGGACCUGGCCACCUUUGCCAGCACGAGCACUCUGCAUGGGCUGGGCCGGGCCUGUGGCCCAGGCCCCCACGGACUGCGCAGGACCCUGUGGGCACUGGCCCUACUCACCUCGCUGGCUGCCUUCCUCUACCAGGCGGCCGGCCUGGCCCGGGGCUACCUGACCCGGCCUCACCUGGUGGCAAUGGACCCCGCUGCCCCAGCCCCAGUGGCAGGCUUCCCAGCUGUCACCCUCUGCAACAUCAACCGUUUCCGACAUUCGGCACUCAGCGAUGCUGACAUCUUCCACCUGGCCAAUCUGACAGGGCUGCCCCCCAAAGACAGGGAUGGGCACCGUGCCGCCGGCCUUCGCUACCCGGAGCCCGACAUGGUAGACAUCCUCAACCGCACUGGCCACCAGCUCGCCGACAUGCUCAAGAGCUGCAACUUCAGUGGGCAUCACUGCUCCGCCAGCAACUUCUCCGUGGUCUAUACUCGCUAUGGGAAGUGUUACACCUUCAACGCCGACCCGCAGAGCCCACUGCCCAGCCGGGCAGGGGGCAUGGGCAGUGGCCUGGAGAUCAUGCUGGACAUUCAGCAGGAGGAAUACUUGCCCAUCUGGAGGGAGACAAAUGAGACGUCGUUUGAGGCAGGCAUCCGGGUGCAGAUCCACAGCCAGGAGGAGCCACCCUACAUCCACCAGCUGGGGUUUGGGGUUUCUCCAGGCUUCCAGACCUUUGUGUCCUGCCAGGAACAGCGGCUGACCUAUCUGCCCCAGCCCUGGGGCAACUGCCGGGCAGAGAGCGAACUCAGGGAGCCUGAGCUUCAGGGCUACUCGGCCUACAGCGUGUCUGCCUGCCGGCUGCGCUGUGAGAAGGAGGCCGUACUUCAGCGCUGCCACUGCCGGAUGGUGCACAUGCCAGACUCCCUGGGUGGGGGCUCCGAGGGCCCGUGUUUCUGCCCUACCCCCUGCAACCUGACACGCUACGGGAAGGAAAUCUCCAUGGUCAAGAUCCCCAACAGAGGCUCAGCCCGGUACCUGGCAAGGAAGUACAACCGCAACGAGACCUACAUACGAGAGAACUUCCUGGUGCUAGACGUCUUUUUCGAGGCCCUGACCUCUGAAGCCAUGGAGCAGCGAGCAGCCUAUGGCCUGUCAGCCCUGCUGGGAGACCUCGGGGGACAGAUGGGCCUGUUCAUCGGGGCCAGCGUCCUCACGCUGUUGGAGAUCCUGGACUACAUCUAUGAGGUGUCCUGGGACAGACUGAAGCGGGUAUGGCGGCGACCCAAGACCCCCCUGCGGACCUCCGCUGGGGGCAUCUCCACCUUGGGGCUGCAGGAGCUGAAGGAGCAGAGUCCCUGCCCAGGCCGGGGCUGUGCUGAGGGCACGGGGGCCAGCAGCCUGCUCCCCAACCACCACCACCCCCAUGGCCCCCCAGGAGGCCUCUUUGAAGACUUUGCUUGCUAGAAUGGUGCUGUGUCUGAGAGGACCCAGGAAUCUGGGACCCCUCCCCAGAUCCCCAGCAAAUUCUCCUCCUGCUCCUGAGACAGAGGCUGAGGGGAGGGGUGGUGCUCCCUGGGAGGGCCAGGACUCUGUUCCGGCUCUCAUCCUACCCUGGUGUCAGCUGCUUUGCACAAGGGUCUUUAUUAUCCCCCACCCCCAGCUGGUGCCCAGGGAGGGCUGGAGACCAGACCAUGGUCCCCUGUGGAGGGCAAGGGAGGGAAGGAGAGAGGGAGGUGGAGGAUAGAACCCACCCCAGCAGGGGUGGGACCCUCUGUACAUUUGUAUAUAUUUAGGGAGGACUGGGUGGGGGUGGGAUACAGAUGUAGAAGGUGGGUGGGGCUACAAGGGUGGGUGAUUCAGGCGCAGCCAGGGUCCCAGCCCAAAUGUCAGCGGGAGAUGGGGAGCCCCCAGGACUCAGGAGUGCUGGGCUGGUCCUACUUCCUGCCCCUUUCCGGACCCAGCUCCCCUCUUGGCAGGGGGAGUGGGUAGCCCAGCAGGCCUGGCCCAGCUCCCAGUUCCCCCUGCACCAACCCCGCCCCCAGAGUCCCUCCACAGGGAGCGGGCAGGAGACCUUUCAGACCUUGGCUAAGCUGGAGGCGGGGAAGGGAGCCUUCUCAGGCCUGUCUCCCUCCGGUCUGAUUUUAUAAAGUGCUGACAAAAUUGGGAAUAAAGAGGCAUAAAGAA